This is a messenger RNA of Oryzias latipes (Japanese medaka), 1432 nucleotides long. Its product is annotated as cell division cycle-associated protein 7. Gene Ontology annotation, cellular component: nucleus. NCBI's taxonomy places the organism in Eukaryota, Metazoa, Chordata, Actinopteri, Beloniformes, Adrianichthyidae. Gene Ontology annotation, biological process: regulation of DNA-templated transcription. The record is from RefSeq and is a predicted model, not a curated record.
GGUGGAGACACUUUGUAUCAAACCCCUACUGGAAACGAAAUGCGAAAUUUCUGUUAGCUAAAAUUAAUUUUUUCCUUCAAAAUUUUAUUUUUAAUUAGAAUAUUUGUUUCGACUCUUAUUUUCAAGCUUUUAGGAGGGUGGAGGUAACUCAAUUAAUCCAGGCCAAGUGUUACCGCAUCAACGGAGUUCUGUUCAGAAGCUGCUUCGGUGUCGGUGUCCGUUUGAGCUGCUUUUCAGUAUGAAGGAGCUAGCUGACAUUUUUGCAGAAGACUCUGAAAACGACGCAACAUUUUACGGAUUUUCCGACUCUGAGCUUACAGAAAAGGGUGUUGAAGUUCAUGAAGCCCAGCUGGACAUGUCCCCUGAAGAACAGAAAGCUGCACCCCAACCAUCUGAUGCUCCUCAGAGGUUCAGACUGAGGGUUGUUCUGCGCCAUUCCUCUUUGUCCACAAAUAUGCAGGAUGAGGAGAAGGAAGAGGACGGGCGAAAGUCAAAACAGGCCAACAAGAUCAGGAACAAGAAGAAAGUGAAAUUUGAGGAUGAUGAGAAACCGCUGUCUCAUCCGUCUGCCUCUGAGGAAUCUGAUGUGCCCAACGGUUUUCUGGUGAAGAGAGAAGAGAACAUCAAGGCCAACAAAGCAAUGCUAGCUCAGCUGAUGGCCGAUCUGCAAAAGCUGCCUGGUGGACCAGGGCUUCUGAAAAAGCAAGAAGGCAAGCAGAAGAGAAAAGAGAGAAUUCCUCGCGCUCCACCCACUGGAAACUGGGAGGAAGUUAGGAGCAAUCCAGAGCGGGCUUCACGCCGACAGACCCGCUCUAUGGGGCUACGGGCAAAUCCUUCAGCUCCUCAAGAGGAGAAUGUGGAGCGCAGCCUGGAAGAGGAGCUACUGGAGGUGCGGCGAGCUCCAAGGCGCCGCGGGAAUCCUCGGCUGUCUCAGAGCAAAGCUCAUGCAGUUCGUCCUGUGGAGGACAUCACAGAAGAGGAGCUGCAGCUCGUUGCUGAUAACAUGACUGACAAAGUUUACAACAGUGUCACAGGCUCCACGUGCCAUCAGUGCCGCCAGAAGACCGUGGACACAAAAACGUGCUGUCGCAGUGUGGACUGCCAUGGGAUUCAGGGUCAGUUCUGCGGGCCCUGCCUUAGGAACAGAUACGGAGAAGAUGUCCGGAAAGCUCUGCUCGAUUCGGAAUGGAAGUGCCCCCCCUGUCGGGGCAUCUGUAACUGCAGUUUCUGCCGUCAGCGUGAGGGCCGUUGUCCAACUGGAAUCCUCUUUCCUCUGGCCCAGUACCACGGAUUCUCUGACGUCCAUUCUUACCUCAGCAGCCUCCGUGAGAAGCUGAAGUGCGAGGAGAGUAUGGGGAUGUGAGGAGAGUAUGGAGUAUUGUCUUAUUUUGUGCAUGACCCGCAUUUUAAACGAAUAAAUUGGUUUCUGACA